Messenger RNA from Tachyglossus aculeatus (Australian echidna), 1157 nucleotides. RefSeq names its product vimentin-like. Lineage: Eukaryota; Metazoa; Chordata; Mammalia; Monotremata; Tachyglossidae. The transcript has 7 exons. Gene Ontology annotation, biological process: intermediate filament organization. The record is from RefSeq and is a predicted model, not a curated record. Gene Ontology annotation, molecular function: structural constituent of cytoskeleton. Gene Ontology annotation, cellular component: cytoplasm; plasma membrane; axon. Bases 378 to 1157 code for a protein of 259 amino acids.
AACAUAUAGCCCUGUGCUUGUUCCAAUAGGCCACACUGUCUCCCUUGUCUCCAAGCUGUGAUGUCCUCUGGAAGAAGGGGAAAAGCAAGUUGAACUGAUAGAUUGACACAUCUGUUUUUCACUUUCUGAAGCCAGAAUCAGAGCCAGAGCUGCUUUUCUGACCUGCCUGCUUGUUGGUGACCAGGGCCUACAAGAUCCACCCAGGAUCUGCCUCAAUAAAGAAGUCCCCGUUUGGACUCUCAUGAUACCAGGCCUACCCUUAUGACUAAUUGCCAAAGAAUGAACGCCUCUCACCUAGACAUUUCCAAAUUGAGAACCAGAUUGAUCUGUCCAAAUUCCAAACCUCAGACUUGAAAGCUCAACUCAACUCUUUCUGGAUGCUUUGCAUGGAUGUUGACAAUGCUUCAUUGGCACGCCUUGAUCUCAAGCGGAAAGUCAAAUCCUUCCAAGAAGAGAUAGUCUUCUUGAAGAAACUUCACAACGGGGAAAUCCAGGAGCUGCAGGCCCGGAUUCAGGAACAGCACAUCCAAAUCGAUGUGGAUGUGGCUAAGCCUGAUCACACUGCUGCCCUGCAUGAUGUUCGCCAGCGGUACCAAGAUGUGGCUGCAAAGAACGUCCAUGAAGCUGAAGAAUGGUACAAAUCCGAGAGCGAAUCUCUGGAGCGCCAGAUGCAUGAGAUGGAGGAGAACUUUUCUGUUGAAGCUGCUAACUACCAAGACACUAUUGGCCGCCUUCGGGAUGAAAUCCAGAGCAUGAAGGAAGAGAUGGCUUGCCACCUGCAUGAAUACCAGGACCUGCUGAAUGUCAAGAUGGUACUGGAUAUUGAGAUAGCCACCUACCGCAAAUUACUGGAAGGGGAGGAGAGCAGGAUUGCCCCGCUGGUUCCAAGCUUUUCUUCCUUGAACCUAAGAGAAACCAACAUUGACUCCCACCCUCUGGUGGACACCCAUCCCAAGAGAACACUCCUUAUCAAGACUGUUGAAACUAGGGAUGGACAGACAGUUGUUCACACAUUACGUGGUCCUUCUCCUCAACUUGUUGUUCACAGGUCAUCAACGAAACAUCCCAACACCAUGAUGAUUUAUAGUGAAAACCUGCACCGAUGCCCAGUGCAGCAACACCUUACCAGCAAGCAAAAGAAUUUGACCAAGUCCUAA